Harpia harpyja (harpy eagle) is the source of this 3771-nucleotide messenger RNA. RefSeq names its product regulator of G protein signaling 22 (gene RGS22). Gene Ontology annotation, biological process: regulation of signal transduction. The transcript is spliced from 27 exons. The record is from RefSeq and is a predicted model, not a curated record. Gene Ontology annotation, molecular function: G-protein alpha-subunit binding. NCBI's taxonomy places the organism in Eukaryota, Metazoa, Chordata, Aves, Accipitriformes, Accipitridae. The coding region runs from base 1 to 3633 and encodes 1210 amino acids.
AUGCAGUCGAAGAGGCUUACCACUGAGCCUCCACGUAUAACAGAAGAAGUGUUUGAAGAAUGCUUAGCCACAGAUGAUAUGCUUGUGGACUUCUUUAAUGAAUUUUUGAGUCUUCCAACUUUUGCCCAGCCGGUUAAGUUUAACUCUGACUUUGGGGUUUUUGAAGUAGUUAAUGAUGCCCCACAAUGCCUGGAAAGCCAGCUGAAAAAAAUUCUACAUGAUCAGAAACCUCCAAACCCCAUUUAUGAUGUUCUAAGGAAAGCAAAGAAUGACGGGCAGCUCUCCAAAAUGCGCAGCGCUUCUCCAACCUUCAAUAUUGAUCCAAAUUACAACACUAUGUGUCUUGAUCGAGAACAAGCAAUUCAGUGGAUUAAGAAAGAAAGGCUUCCAGCAUUUCUAGAGAGCGACUGUUACUUUGAAUACAGGCUAGCUAAAUUGAUGUCACAGGUCGAAUGGAGCAAGACUGGCAUUAAUUUCAUUAUAGAUAGUGACUACUAUCCCUGGAUAAGGAAGCAAGACCCAAGUUCUCCUCCUCCCGAGGAGGAUGACACUUCGUUGACUGUGAAGAAGUUCUACAUAUCGCUUGGCCAGGCUACAGUUUCUCAAACAAAGGAUUGGUUUACACUAGCAAAACGAAGUGAAUCCAUGAAAACUACAGAUUCAUUUAUGCAUCCUGUAGCUUCUAACCAAAUUCAAGAUAAUCAGUGUUUGCCUGGGCAGCAUGAAAGAGACCAUUCCUUAAGUGAAAAAGACAGCCUUCUGGGUAAUUUCCUUUCCCCUUCAUGGAUAACAUCAGCAAAAGCCGACAUUAUUAGGGAGAGAUCCAGAGAGGCUGAGGAGGGUUCUUCUGUGGCCAUUGCUGAGCCUCCUUCCUACACUCAGUUAAGAGUUUAUCUAGACCCAAAACAGGACAGUGCAGCAAAAGAAGAAAAUGGACAGGAAAGCACAACUUUUCAGACACCGGAAGAAUUCAUACCAGCUCAUACUCAAUUUGUAAUGAAGGAACCCAUUUCAGAAUGGUCCCACCAGUCAGCUGCUGACAUUGAGGUCUUGGACUCCAAGGGAGACGUAAGAGAACGAGAUACUGAAGAAGUAAGCUUAAGAUCAAGUUCUGAAAGUGAUGGGGCAGACAGUAGGGCUGCCUGGUGUAUUAGUCACAGGACUUACGACACUGGCACCAGACACGAGUUUGAAAGAUUCAAGAAAUUCAUUAAAGGAACACUUGGGGAGAGGUACUGGUGGCUCUGGAUGGAUAUUGAAAGACUAAAGGCUCUUAAGGACACAACAAGGCAGCAAAGGCAACUCAGUAAGAUGAAAAAACUGUAUCUGCUGAGCAGUGGAGACUAUUUCCUCAGUUCAGAAGUGUUACUCAGACUUGAUCUACUGCAUGGAGAUCAGUGGAAUAUAAGGCAUUUAAGACAGAUUCAGCCUGAAGUAGUGAAACCUCUACUUCUUUACUGGGGUCCCAGAUUUUGUGUCACUCAUUCAACAGCAAUAGAAACCGCCAGUGCAAAACUGAAGCUCUGGCACACAUGCCAAGACAGACCAAGGGUGGACAUUGAUCCUUUUCCACAAAUAGUAUCAUUGCUACCAUUGACACUUAAGUCUUCUACUCCAAAUUUCUCUUUGAGGAGGUCAUCAGGAUUAUCACCUACCCUGCCAUCAAGUCAGAGCCCCCCAAGGGAUGACAUUUCUAGCAGUAGAAAGUGGCCAAAGUCAGUGAGCAGAGACAUGAUUCAUUGCUUAGCUUUGGAUGGCACCAAAGACUCAAAAUACCAGGGUCAUAGAAAGUACACCUAUGCUGAGCUGCUCCUGGGGAAAAGUGCUGCUGGCAGUGCUGUCUUAGGGGGAUCAAGAAUGGAAAGCAUGCUGCAGUCUCUUUAUUUGGAGAACAGAGCAGGCUACUACUUCACACACUUCUGUGAGAAGUCAGGGAAUAAGUUGUGGAAGAACAGUGCGUACUUUUGGUUUGACCUACAGGCUUAUCAUCAGCUUUUCUACCAAGAAACUCUUCAUCCUUUUAAAAUAUGCAAGCAAGCUCAAUUCCUUUAUGCAACUUACAUUGCCCCAUCUGCCAAUAUGGACAUUGGACUUCAUCAGAGUAAGAAAAACGUGAUUUAUCAGAAAAUUGACCCAGCUUUUGAGGAUCUUUUUGACAUAGCAGAAGAAUAUAUCCUCACUGUUCUGCUAGAACCGUGGAUGAAGAUGGUGGAAGCAGACAAAUAUGCUUAUGGAAAGGUGGAGUUGGUGGAAGAAACUCGACAGCUGGACUCCAUGUACUUUAGAAAGCUCCAGGCUUUGCAUCAAGAGAGUGGUUCCAAGAAGGAUGAGAGUACUGUUGCUGACGCUGGUCUGCCAUCCUGCCUUGAUGCUCUCAAAGAAGAUCAGCACUUGCGUCAAGUUCCCAAAGAAUUGGCAGGUACUAAUCUAUCCGACCUGAUCCAUGACAAAGAGAAGUUAGAACAGUUCUGGGAUUUUCUUAAUGAGCAUUCUGCUGGCAUGGAUCUCAUGUGCUGGCUAGAUAUUGAACAGUUCAGAAAGAUGCUCCACAAGGAUAAAGAAAAAAGGGAGGAAAAAUCUAAAGACAUUAAAAACAAAUACUUAAACAAAAAAUACUUCUUUGGACCCAACAGCCCAGCUACCAGAGAACAACAAGAACAGCUAAUGCAUUCAGGUGGAGGAUGGGGACAAAUCCUUCAUGAUCGACUUUCGGCAGCGGUUCUGCUAGAAAUUCAGCAAUGCAUCCAGAAGAGAUUAGAAAAACAAUGGCUGCCAUUGUUCCUGGCAGAUGAACACCGUGGGUCAGAGGGACAAGCAGAGCAUGUGGACAAUAAAUGGGUUUCUUCAUCUAGUGAAAUAAUUGCUUUCCGCAAAGCGCUCUUGAAUCCAGUGACAGCAAAUCAGUUUCAAUGCUUUGUGUCACUGAAAGGAGACCUACUGGAGAAUGGAGUGCUCUUUUGGCAGGAGGUUCAGAAAUAUAAGGACUUGUGCCAUUCUCAUUGUGAUGAUGCCACAGUUCAGAAAAAGAUCACAGCUAUUAUCGACUGCUUUAUUAAUUCUGCUGUACCCCCAGCUUUGCAGAUUGACAUCCCAACUGCACAAGCAAAGAAGAUUCUGGAGCACGGGAAAGAACUAGGACCUUACAUUUUUAGAGAAGCACAGAUGACAAUUUUUGCUCUUCUGUUUAAAUUUUGGCCAAAAUUUUGUAAGUUUCGGAGCAAUUUGGCUAGUGACAAAAUUCUAUUUGCCUUGGAGAGAAAAAAGGGAAAAAAGAUGCGAAAGAAGGAAGGCAAAACAGCAGAGGGUAAAGAAGUGGGGACAAAAGUCAUCAGUCUGUCAAACAGUGCUUUGGUAGACAAGAUUGGUGUGGCAAGAGGACCAGCAUCAUUUUCAAAUGGAUAUGGGUGGCAGGCUUCCUGGUCCUAUUCCAAGUACAUAGAAGCCUUGGAGCAGGAGAGAAUACUUCUUAAAAUGCAAGAAGAUCUGGAUAAAAACUCAUCAUCAUUCCUUACAGGUGCUUCAUCUAUGUCCUUCCUGAAGCCUGGAAACUCCGAAAAAUCCACCAUUUCUCCAAAGAGUAGUGUGAGUUUGGAGAAACACUCAAAUCUUCCCAAGAAACAGAAAGCAGAUUAAAAUCUCUCUGAAGAAGGGAAUGCAAAGAUAUUCAACGGAGGUGGGCAGGAGACACAAAAAUAAUGUGCAUGCAAGGUUUGUCCAUAUGUAUCCAGAGCGAAGAUGAUGACUUGGAAUAUUAUUAAGAACCAUGGGACA